Molecule: messenger RNA, 2850 nt
Organism: Epithele typhae
Lineage: Eukaryota; Fungi; Basidiomycota; Agaricomycetes; Polyporales; Epitheliaceae
Exons: 8
Coding region: 1-2850 (949 amino acids)
Molecular function (GO): protein-phosphatidylethanolamide deconjugating activity
Source: RefSeq, a predicted model, not a curated record
AUGUCGGGCAAGUCAUCCCGCGCAUCGCCCUCGCCAUCGUCGCCGACGAGCUCGAGCUCCGGCCCCAAACUCCCCAAAUUCCUCGCCAAGGCCAACCGCGACCGCUCCAGGUCCAUGGUCGACCCCUCCGGCUCCCCUACGCCCUCCUCCUCCUCCUCCUCCCCCGCCCCUCCCGAGACGCCAAAACACAAGAAGCCUGCCCGCCGCGGAUCCAUCUUCCGCGACGUUGGCCGCAGGGGCUCGCAGGACGUCGACCCCGCCGACGUCUCCCGCGACGGCGACGACGCUGCGGACGAGCCCCCCGUCAUCGUCGAACCCUCCAGCGUACCGCGACCACGCACUCGCUCCGAGCGACCGAUGUCUGACAACUUCCCUUCUGCACAGUACUACUCCUCUCCGAGCAACGGCCGCAUGUCCGACCUUCCCACACGCCUUUCCGGCUGGUUUGCCCACACGUUCAGCACGUCGUCGACCGACCUCAGCCUGCCCUCCCUCCUCUCCCAGCAACACCUCGCCGCCUCCGUCUCCCCCAAGGGCAAGGGCUCCGCUCUCAUCACCGCCGCACGCCAGGGCAAGGGCCACAUCGACAAGGCUAUGCGCUACCUCCUCGACAGCGACGCGACCCCCGAUAAGUGUGCCGAGCCCAUCUGGCUGCUCGGCGUCAUGCACCCCGGCUAUGAGCCCCCGCCGACGCCCCCACUCGACCUCUCCGCCAGCGUCGGCAAGCGCAACUCGACCGACGGUCGCCGCUCGUCCUCCUUCCGCCCCUCCGCCUCAGCCUCCGCCUCACCCACCUUUGCCUCCCCCGACCCGUCUCUUUCCCAAUCCCAGCCCGCAUCUGCCACACCGUCGAAAGAUCCAUCAAAGAACUGGCCGCCUGUCUUCUACUCCGACUUCACCUCCCGCAUAUGGCUCACCUACCGCUCCCAAUUCCUCCCGAUCCGCGACACCACCCUCGCCGCCCUCGAGGCGGACGUCUCCGAGAGCCCAAAUGGGCUGCCCAGCAGCCCGCCAACGAAGCGGUGGAACUGGCCAAUAGGUGGCGAGAAGGGAUGGACGAGCGAUGCGGGCUGGGGCUGUAUGCUGCGCACGGGGCAGUCGUUGCUGGCGAACGCGCUCUUGCAUCUGCAUCUGGGCCGAGACUGGCGUCGUCCCCCUCACCCUGUCUACACCGCGGAUUACGCGACCUAUGUCCAAAUCGUCACCUGGUUCUUCGAUACCCACUCCCCCUUGUGUCCGUUCAGCGUCCACCGGAUGGCUCUGGUCGGCAAGGACCUCGGAAAGGACGUCGGGCAGUGGUUUGGGCCCAGCACCGCCGCGGGCGCGAUCAAGACGCUUGUUCACAAGUUCCCCGAAGCUGGUCUUGGGGUAGCGGUCGCGACUGACAGCACGCUCUACGAGUCCGACGUGUACGGCGCCUCGCGCUCCGUCGUCUACUCCUCGAGAAGACACGGCGGGCGCAUGGAGUGGGGUGAUCGCGGCGUGUUGGUGCUCAUCGGCAUCCGCCUGGGCAUCGAGGGUUCAGCACUGUAUACUUUCCCGCAAUCCGUGGGCAUCGCGGGCGGCAGGCCCUCUUCGUCAUACUACUUUGUCGGAUCCCAGGCCGACAACCUCUUCUACCUCGACCCCCAUCAUGCCCGCCCUGCCGUGCCCUUGCGCACUCCAUACAGUGAACGGGACCGCCAAUCCUCCGCUUCUCCAGAUGCGUACGCCUCGGACCGGGAACGGAACAAGGAGAAGGGUUAUCGGACGAUGCCAGCCCACCACUCCCGCGUGCCGACGUCCCCGAUGUCCGUCCGGUCGACUUCCAGCGGAGGUUCCGUGUCGUCGUUCUCGCAUCGCUCCCCCACUCUCGCCCCGUCGCCCCUCCAGCAACAACUUUCGAGCUCAUCCCAGUCCGACUCCUCGCAGUCUCACACUAGGUCCAAGUCGUCAAGCAUCCUUCCCGGUGACUCGGACAUGGAUUCGCGCGAGCUUGGGUUGGGCGUCGACCUCGACCCAAUGCAACGCCAUUUCGUCACGGCGUACUCCGUCCAAGACCUCAAGACCUUCCACUGCGACCGCGUGCGCAAGAUGCCUCUCUCAGGCCUCGACCCGACGGAGUGGCUGGAUUUGAAGGACCGGAUAACAGAGCUCUUCCGCACCAACAAGUCCAUAUUCUCCCUUGCGAACGAGCCACCACACUACCCUUCCGACUCGGACGACAUGGGCCUCGAGUCCAUCUCCGAGCCCGACAUGACAUGCCCGAAGAAGACGAAGACGAGCUCCACGCACGGCUCCGCCGUCGGAGGGUCCGCCGCAGGGUCCGCCAAGUCCGAGGUCGACACCGAAGAGGACCCCAUCGCCCCGCUGACGCCGAGUGUGGGCAAGCCUUCGUUCGACAUCGACCGUAUCAAGCGCACCGCGUCCGGCACGACACAGGACUCGCUCGAGUUCGACGACGAAGACGAUGAGGAGUGGGCGGACCCGCCCGAGUUCGCGGCCUCGCGGGCCUCGCUCGCGGCUGCGCCGAACGCGCGUCCGGCCACCGCGUCGAACCCGGAGCCCCCGCCCCAGAUGGCUGCCUCGCGCUCGACGAGCUCUACCGCAAGCAAGACGUCGGGAAAGACCGCGCGUCGGAAGAAGGGGUCGUCCGGCUCGGGCUCGGGCUCCGGCGCGGUGAAGACCGCACGCCCGGCCGUCCAGUACCCGUUUCCGGCGGGAGACCCAGAGGUGGAGGACGAGCCGAUGCCGCAGCAGCCGCAGGGGAAGCGCGUGCCGCAGAUGCGGACCGCGAAGGCGCGCGACGGCGGGCGCACCCAGAGUGGUGGGAUCAAGGGUGUGCUCAUGGACGACACGGACGACUUCUGA